GGGGAACCUUUGGUCCAGACUCUUGUUUCCGCGAGAAUCUAUUUUUGUGAAACGCCGGCUGUGUUUGUGAGUCACAUGAGUGACAGAAGUUUUGGCAACGACAGAAAUAAGAAGAUGGUACAGCGAAACCAAAAUGUCGCUAGUUGUCAGUCUCUAAAGUGAAAGUGUGACGUGGGGGUGUUUUACGCGCUUUUAUCAUGUUAAUUCGCCCGCUGUCCCGUUAAACCUGUUUGAAGGCGAGUUAAAGUUAGCUGGGUAGAGUCUGCUAGCCAAGUUACUAUGACUUACUGUGGUUCCCGCCGACAGCUAACUAGCUAGCUAACUCCUCCAUAAGUGUAUUGUAGCUCGUUUUCUUUAUUUAUGCUCUCUGCGACACGAUGGACCAAGCAGACAGCGUCAACGCAGAUCCUGUUCGAGGUGUUGACACUGAGGAUCGGAGGUCUCGACUGCGCAACUGGACUGGAUUUUGGCUCCUGGGAUUGUGCAACAAUUUUGCUUAUGUGGUUAUGCUGAGUGCUGCCCAUGACAUUCUGUCAAAACAAGGGGCAGGAAACUCCACAGUGCAUAGCCCAACAACAGCAUCCUUGGACUUUGAAGGUGGAAACAGUAGCAACAGUAGCCGCUAUGACUGCAACCCUGUCUCUACUGCGGUUGUGCUCCUGGCUGACAUUCUCCCCACCCUGCUCAUCAAGCUGACUGCCCCCUUCUUCAUCCACAAACUGCCCUAUGGCUUUCGCGUGUUGUUCUGCGUCAGCAUGGCCGCAGCAAGUUUUCUCCUCGUGUCCUUCUCCUCAGCUGUGUGGAUGAGCAUUCUGGGUGUGAUCUUUGCCAGUGUGAGCUCUGGUCUUGGAGAACUGUCCUUCCUCGCUCUCACCGUCUUCUUCAACAGACAGGUGCUGGGAGGCUGGGGCUCAGGUACGGGGGGUGCCGGCGUGGCUGGAGCUUUCCUUUACUCAGGCCUCACCCAGGCUGGCUUGUCGCCCCGGAUUACACUGCUCAUCAUGUUGGUGGUCCCCUGUGCGAUGUUAAUCAGCUAUUUUCUCCUGCUGGUCUUUCCACCUUCAUUCCCUCAGUGGCGGAGCGAGGUGCAAGAGGCAGGACACGCAGGCGGAAGCUCAGAGGAGAGGCAGCGGCUGAUGGACGACUCUGAUUUAGAGGAAGCGGAAGAGCGGGACAAAGCGCCCCAAGAGGACAGAGCCAGCGGGCCGCUGACCCUGUCAGAGAAGCUGCACGUCAUCAGAGGUUUGGUGAGGUUUGUCCUGCCCCUGGGCUUGGUCUACUUUGCGGAGUACUUCAUAAACCAGGGCCUGCUGGAGCUCCUAUACUUCCCAAACUUCUACCUGUCUCACCAAGAGCAGUAUCGCUGGUACCAGACGCUGUACCAGGUUGGUGUGUUUGCGUCCCGUUCCUCCCUGUGCUGCGUCAAGAUCAAAAAACUGUGGGGUCUUGCUCUGCUACAGGUUGUGAAUGCGGUGUUUCUGCUCAUAUCAGUACGCUACCAGUUCCUGCCCAGUGCUUGGCUGGUGUUUGCCAUUGUCCUCUAUGAGGGUCUGCUGGGAGGAGCUGCAUACGUCAACACUUUCUACUUCAUAAGCAAGGAGACUGAAGAUCGGCAGAGGGAGUUUGCCAUGGCGGCCGCCAGCGUAGGAGACAGUCUAGGCAUUGCCCUGUCUGGCCUCACUGCUUUCCCCGUCCACAAAUACUUCUGUUCCCUGUGACCCUGACAGCAGAGCGGCCUAGCCAGCAGGACUCAUCAAGAUGCAGCUGUAUUCCAUUUGACAGGGUUUGCAUCCAAAACGAGUUAGCAAAAAAAGCGACCUUUAAUCUUGUCUCUUAUAUCAUUAUUUAUAACAGAAAACUAAAGUAGCGCUCAGCAUGUUUUUGCGUGAUAAAAACACCUGUCAUAUAGUGUUGGUAUAAAUCACAAAAGUGGACCUACAAUCUCUGCCAGCUCUGACACCCCAGAUUUAAGCUGUCGGCUCAGAUCAGAGUCCAGUGACAGUAUGGACACUGGUGGAAGACCAGGACACUGGUGGACAACUGGACUCACCAGCAAUAGUUGAAAUCAAACUCCAUCUCACCACACAGUAAGUUUAUUAAUUUCCCUGCACAUGAUUUUUCUGGAUAAUGAAGUCUCAAAAUCAAAUAGUUACCUCUUAGAGCAAUAUUGGCCUCCCACCAAUCAAAAAUGCUGAGCACAGCUUUAAUAACUAUGAUGGUACUAUAUAAAGCACAGUAAUUAAUUUAGGUCCUUGUUGACAACAUGCCCAGACUUUUCUAGAUCAUCUAGUAAUUGCUAAAUUAGAGAUUCUGAAUGAUAAGAAUGGAUAAUAUGAUUUAUUUAAUUAAACUGUGGCUUCCAUGGCUUCCUUGUUAAUGUGUCAAAUUCUGAGGAGUGUCACAUAGGAGGCAAUAUUCACAUUUGAGAAGCUGGAAUCAGAGAAUUUGGAAUUUUUCUUCUUAAAAAUGACUUAAAACCAUUAAUUGAAUUUCAAAAUAGUUGGCAAUUAAUUUAAGAGUAGGCAGGUAAUCAGUUAUUCAGCUAAUUGUUUCAGCUCUAAUGAUGCUACAGUAAAAUAAGGCUUGAAUGGUGCAGGGGUUCUUGCCUAAAGAGAGAAAAUCAUGGGAAUUCAGAAAUUCUCCAACCUAAUUCUUAAUUCUCCAUUCCUUGGGAGUCAUUGUCUUCUCAGGCAGGCAAGCCUCAAGAGCUUGUUAGUUGCUUGUUAACACACAUGUUGUUGCUUUUGUACUGCUUUUUUUCUGUCACUGGUAUUACCAGAGCUCGUCAUGAUUUGAAUAAUUGGGAAAGUCUUUCAUUUUUGCAUUUUCACCAAAGGGAGAAACAUUUGCCUUGUUCUAUGCAUCAAUAUUUUACAUGAAAACUGUCAGGAAACGUAGGAGAAUGUCCCAAUAGAGACUUACUAUACAAUGCAGAUAUAAAAAAAAAUGUAAUGUAUAAGAAUACAAAGCAAAAAACAAAAAGGUUUUUGGUUAUACUAUCAUCAGUUUAUGCUCAUAACCAAAACUGUUUGGUCUGUUUUGCACUUAGUAAGCCAUUCCAGGAAUUUUAUUUUACUGUGACUUUAUGUUAUUGUUUUUAUCAUUAUUUUACUAUUUUAUUUCAUUUUAUUUUAUUGCAUAAAGUCACUGUUGGGACAUGUUCCUAUUUCCACACAUUUCUAUACCUGAUUAGUUUACAAAGUAAUAAAAUAGCAACCAAAUAUAUUUGUUUCUAGUGACCAUGCCUUAAUAUUAUAUGGCCUUGGUUUUGGUGAAAUGCAGGUAUGCUCCACUUGUUUCUCAUAUUGUCUUAAACAUUCAUUCAGACUGCAUUGGAAUAUGCACUUUCCUGCUGAAAUUUUGACCACCAACACUUCAUGGUAUGCUGCUGCAGCUGAAUUGUCAUGACUGUUAAUUUAUUCAUAGUGUUUUUAAGGUUUGAGUUUGUCUGGUUAGAUUUGCACAUAUCAUCUAGAGUAUAUUUAUGCUGAUUCUUGUCUUACUCUCUUAACUUUUACUAACUUUUACUGAUGGCUUUUUCAGAAUGGGAUCUUUUAUUCUAUAUUGUUGUAAUUAGAAGUUUUAAAUAAAUCAAUCAAUUUUGUUUGUUCUUUUUAAUAAAACUAUCCUUUAAAGGGUUUUCCCUUA
Molecule: messenger RNA, 3648 nt
Organism: Myripristis murdjan (pinecone soldierfish)
Lineage: Eukaryota; Metazoa; Chordata; Actinopteri; Holocentriformes; Holocentridae
Gene: cln3
Product: CLN3 lysosomal/endosomal transmembrane protein, battenin
Exons: 15
Coding region: 378-1718 (446 amino acids)
Biological process (GO): regulation of intracellular pH; lysosome organization
Cellular component (GO): membrane; lysosome
Source: RefSeq, a predicted model, not a curated record